Messenger RNA from Coturnix japonica (Japanese quail), 1484 nucleotides. It is a transcript of the gene AUP1, whose product is annotated as AUP1 lipid droplet regulating VLDL assembly factor. Gene Ontology annotation, biological process: ERAD pathway. Gene Ontology annotation, cellular component: endoplasmic reticulum membrane. NCBI's taxonomy places the organism in Eukaryota, Metazoa, Chordata, Aves, Galliformes, Phasianidae. The record is from RefSeq and is a predicted model, not a curated record. Gene Ontology annotation, molecular function: ubiquitin binding.
GCGCCCCGCGCGGUGCGGGCGGGCGGCGGAAGAUGGCGGCGGGUGGAGCGGGGUGUUGAGCGGGACGGGACGGACGGAGCGCGGCAUGGAGCGCAGCGCGGCGCCGGGCCCGGAGCGGCUCUUCGACUCGCAGCGGUUUCCCAGUGACGGGCUCGUGCUGCUGGCGCUGCUGCUGUACGCUCCCGUGGGGCUGUGUCUGCUCGUGCUGCGGCUGUUCAUCGGGGUGCACGUCUUCCUGGUCAGCUGCAUCCUGCCCGACGGGACGCUGCGACGCCUUAUUGUCCGUGUGAUGUGCUCAGUGCUGGGGCUGUUUGUGCAGCAGAGCGGUCCCCGUCUCCGUGACGCUGCGGUGCAGGUUUACAUUGCCAACCACGUCACACACUUUGAUCACAAUGUCAUCAACCUGCUGACCUCCUGCAACACGCCUGCACUGAAUGGUGCCCCUGGCUUCAUCUGCUGGUCACGGGGCUUCAUGGAGCUGGGAGUGACAGGGAGCCGAGCUGAGCUGGUCGAUUCCUUGAAGGCGUAUUCGUCUCACAGAGGAAACCCACCACUGCUGCUCUUCCCAGAGGAAGCUGCCACCAAUGGCCGGGCCGGCCUGCUCCACUUCAGCUCCUGGCCGUUCUCCAUCUUGGAUGUGGUGCAGCCGAUUGCCCUACAGGUUCAGAGGCCUUUGAUCACUGUGAGUGUAGCUGACUCCUCCUGGAUUACAGAGCUGCUCUGGACCUUCUUUGUUCCCUUCACAGUUUAUCAAGUAAGGUGGAUGCCGUCUGUCCCCAGACGAGCUGAAGAGCUGAGUGAGGAUUUUGCGCUCCGUGUUCAGGAGCUCUUGGCCAUGGAGCUGGGUGUGGUAUCCACACGGCUCACGGCAGCAGAUAAAGCUGAACACAUGAAGAGGCUGAGACAUACAUCGCAUCUUCCCUUUGCCCCAGCCUCAAGGCAGCCCCUGGCAGCCAGGCUCAGGAUGCCUUCCAGCCUGUCUGGUAUUGGGUCCUUUGCUCCUGAGGAUGCCCGGUUCACAGUGAUGGCUCAGCAGGUGAAGGAGGUUCUGCCUCAUGUGCCUCUGGACGUCAUCAGGACAGACCUGGCCCAGACAAACUGUGUGGAUACCACUAUUGCCAACUUGCUGGAGGGGAGAGUGCCCUUCUUCCCUGAAAGUGAGGCUGGUACUGACCUGCCUGCUCCAUCUACCUCCUGGGCUGCAUCAUCGGCUUCUGGCAUCCAGGGCUCCGUGGCUUUGCCUUCUUCCAAGCCAGCUACAAAGCAAUUUGCAAAAUCCCCCGUGGAACGGCACCUGUCCCUGCAGGAGAGGAAGCGCGCGCUGUACGACUAUGCCCGGAGGCGGUUCACCGAGAAGCACGGCGCGGCGCGGGCCGGGGGCAGCCCCUGACUGAGCGACCGGAGCGGGACGGAGCAGCAGCGGCGGGGAGCGGGAGCGGCGGCGCGGCAAUAAAGGGCAAUAAAGGGCAAUGAAAAGGGCGAUA